Messenger RNA from Auanema sp. JU1783, 915 nucleotides. Lineage: Eukaryota; Metazoa; Nematoda; Chromadorea; Rhabditida; Rhabditidae. The record is from the annotation of a GenBank genome assembly.
AUGAAUGAACUGCCGGAUGACGUUUGGUUUCAAAUCUUCAGCUUGUGUGACUUUCCAACGUUAGUUAGAUUACGACAAGUGAAUAGAAGGUUCUAUGACAUUACGAAUUAUUUAUUAUAUUUCAAGAGGAAACUUGUCAUAGACUACUCCGGUGAAAUCAACAGAAAGACGGAAAAGAUCAGAGUGAACGAUGCCGAUAUUCUCCUCCAAUUCCUCAGUAAAUUCACCAAUAAUCUCACAGAAAUAACAAUAGGAAUGAUUCCCAUCCGUAUCACCAUGGCAAGCCUAAUCCAAUUAGCGAGCGCCCAUCCAAAAUUAGAAACUUUGAAGUUUGAACAAGUGAAAGAGCUGCCGAUCAUUGAGAAAGACUCUCUCUAUGCAUUACCGUAUUUCAAGAAGUUAAAGCAUCUCAAAUUGAAAGGAUGGCAUACGGUUGACCCUAAAGUUAGACGAGUUUUGGGGUGUGCACAUCGAACUGACAUGCUUCCUUUCCGUGGAUUAAUUCCCUUGCAAACUCUGAUAAUCGAAUGCCAGAAAGACACGGUUGCCAAUGUUCUACAAGAAAUGCGAAGAAAUCUUGUUUUUCUCUCCAAUCUCAAACAUAUCGAGUUGCUCACUCAUCUCUCUCAUGUAGAUUUACCAGGCUUAUUGGCUUGGUUCUUGCAAUCACACUGUAUGCUAGAAAAAAUUUAUAUUUCCGGGUUCCUCUUUGCAUCUGAAGCUCAAGUCCAACGACUGUAUAGAAGUAUUCUUUCAUUGCCACAACUACAAGUUGUAUAUCUGAACAAUUGCAAAGCAAUUGCUGCCCUGGAUAAAUCCAUAGGAUAUCAAUAUUUAUCAGAAGCUUUCAAAUUGCGGAUCGGAGCAGAAGGAACUGUAACCAGUUUACGUUUCGUGCCGGAAGAAAGCCCAUAA